CCACUCUACCUAUCUCUCAUCUCAUCACGUAGAUCUUACUCAUCGACAACGAAACGUUGGGCCUCCAACCAAGUACAGCAAUAAUUCUGUCAUAGGUUCCGCGGUUAUCACUCGGGCUGCUUGUCCUAUAAUCGUCACAACCUCUUUUCAACCACAAUGGCUGAUUCAGCAAUGACCGGCACCACAGGCGAACCCUUCACCCUCGAAGAACGCAUCCAACAGCUCUGUGAAAUCGACACAAGCAUAGUCCAGCUCAUGCACCACACCUCCUCCGCCAUGUCCGCCCUUGGCGCCCAAAAGACCCCUGAAAUAAAACCCGAGCAGCAGAAGCAGACGUUCAAGUCGUCCAUGGACGCCCUCCUCUCCACCCUGCACACUGUCGACGUCCACAUGAAACGCCAGAUCAUGGGGCUCGAGGAGGCCGGCAUCAUCAAGCUCCGCGGCGAAGGCGGCGGCAGCGGCGGUCCCGGCGAGAAGAGCGUCGGCGGCCGCCAGGUCGUCAUGAACGAGGACGCAAAGAUCGUCGCCAGGCCCUCCCUCGAACCCAAUGGCGUCGGCACCAUUGGCAACCUCGACGUCGGCUGGCUCAACAGCCGCAACAACAAGGUCGAGCGUGAUAUGGAGGCCGAGCUGUGGGCCAAGAUGAGGGAGUUCCUCGAGAGAUACCACUCGCAGGAGCAAGAAGCCAGCGGGGAGGUCAGCAAGAUGCAGCAGUGAGAAUCGCAAUCUCGAAACCGGCCAUGAGAGAGGCAAAAGAUGAGACUGGCAGCUAGGCCUGCCGACGGGUUCCGCACCAUGGCAGCACAAAGAAUAACGGCGAAAGAUUUUGAACCAAAUAUACCCGAUACCCACCCUUCUUCAUUUCCACGCUGAGUGGCUAUGAAUCAGGGUUCUCAUAGGACGAACGAAUGGUCAAGGAUAGCUCAUACCGGCACACGAGGAAUCCGGCACCUGCAUAGAAUGAAUGAUACUUCAAU
Colletotrichum destructivum is the source of this 977-nucleotide messenger RNA. Its product is annotated as Putative mediator complex, subunit Med11. The record is from RefSeq and is a predicted model, not a curated record. Gene Ontology annotation, cellular component: mediator complex. Gene Ontology annotation, molecular function: transcription coregulator activity. Gene Ontology annotation, biological process: regulation of transcription by RNA polymerase II. NCBI's taxonomy places the organism in Eukaryota, Fungi, Ascomycota, Sordariomycetes, Glomerellales, Glomerellaceae. Bases 157 to 717 code for a protein of 186 amino acids. The transcript is spliced from 2 exons.